This is a messenger RNA of Scaptodrosophila lebanonensis, 1284 nucleotides long. It is a transcript of the gene Gbp2, whose product is annotated as glutenin, high molecular weight subunit DX5. The transcript is spliced from 2 exons. The record is from RefSeq and is a predicted model, not a curated record. Bases 30 to 1178 code for a protein of 382 amino acids. NCBI's taxonomy places the organism in Eukaryota, Metazoa, Arthropoda, Insecta, Diptera, Drosophilidae.
ACAAAUUCGAAUCAGAGGUGGUCGCAAAAAUGUUUCCCAAGCGCUUAUCUGUACAGUUGCUGAUAGCGCUGCUAAGUGCGCACCUAGCACUUGCCCCACCACCCCCUAAUAACGAGCGUUUCAAUGCAGAUCAGACGCAGGGCAUAAGUCCCACUUACAGUGGACAAGGCGAGGGUUGGGGCUACGGACAGCCACAGAGGCCUGACUUCCACCAUCAUCAUCAUCGUGGAUCGCAUCAUGGCCAUCAUCAAUACAAUAAUCCCCACUAUGAACCUAACUAUCCACCUUAUCAGCCUGGAUGGAACAAUCAGGCACCUCUUCUAGGGGGACGCGGAAGACCUGAUCAACAGGGCUACUUCCCACCACGCCCGAAUUUUAAUGUAAACCCACAGUAUGGCUUUCGACAACCCACUCCAGGAGGUCAGUUUGGUGGACAGCAACCAUUUGGCCCAGGUGCAUCUGAACUUGGUGUAGGUAGCCGAGGUCAAGGUUCGCAAUUUGGAGGCAGUGGUGUAAACGACUUUGGAUUGCAACGGCCAGGCGCGGGUGAAGCUGGUGGGCCCUUCCAGCAAGGUUCAGGCCAAGCUCCACAGCCGGGUGGCAAUAGUCCAUCGACAUUUGAUUUCCAACAGCCUGGUGCGGGUCAAUCUCCGCAGCCGGGUGGCAAUAGUCCAUCCAUACUUGACUUCCAACAACCCAAUGUGGGCCAAGCUGCCGGACCUUUCCAACAAGCUCCUGGACAAUCUGCACAGCGGGGUGGCAAUAGUCCGCAGACUUUUGACUUCCAACAACCUGGUGUGGGUCAAGGAGGAGCUUUCGAGCAGGGUCCACAGUCAGGUGGGAAUGAUUUAUCAAGUUUUAACUUCCAGCAGCCAGCUGCUAGUUUUCAACCGCGUCCAGGCCAGGACUCACAAACCGGUGGUACAUCCUCCAAUGGCAAUGAUCAGAAAAUCGAUCUGUCCAACUUUUUCAACACAAACAAAGAGUUUUUGUCGCCUGAACUAGCCACACAGCAGCCGCAUCAAGACCUGGAGCAAGCCAUUCAGAGUAACCCUACGGAAGGGGGAGCUGGGGCUGUCAAGCCGGGGUCUGUCGACAAUCGCAACAUAUUUGAAACUCUGCCAAAUUGUCCAGACGGAAUGCAAUAUCUGGGCGGACGUUGUCGCAAGUCUGCGUAAGCAAGUGACCGUUGAUUCAUAAUGUAAUCGAGUGUUACUAUAAAUAAAAUUUAAUAAAUACGUUCUCGUACGUUUAAAAAAACAGCAUGUGACGCCAUUAAACAAA